Messenger RNA from Drosophila kikkawai, 2184 nucleotides. It is a transcript of the gene Mapmodulin, whose product is annotated as acidic leucine-rich nuclear phosphoprotein 32 mapmodulin. Gene Ontology annotation, molecular function: histone binding. NCBI's taxonomy places the organism in Eukaryota, Metazoa, Arthropoda, Insecta, Diptera, Drosophilidae. The record is from RefSeq and is a predicted model, not a curated record. Gene Ontology annotation, cellular component: nucleus.
AGCCAAAUCUGCAUCUGGCAACACUGCUAGUGUGUGUUGCUUCUUGUUGGUUGUUGAAAAUACAAUUAAAAAUUGAUUCCAGAGUAUUUAAAUAUUCAGCAUCGCCAGCACCACCUUGUUUAGCAAUAAAAAAGCAGCGCGGUGGCGGCAUCGAAAAUACCGAAAGAAGCACAAAAAGAAAAAUUUGCAAGGCACACUCAGCUGCGUCUGUGUGAGUGAGCGUGUGCGAGCGGAGCGCGCGUGUGCUUGUGUUAGUGUGUGUGCGAGUGCGAGUCUUUUUUGCCUUUGGUGCGUGCGCUGUUUUUCGAAGGGAGCCAGCCCCAUCAACAAAAAAAAGGAGGAAAAUUCACGUAUCCGUAAACUUGCAAGACGGAGAGCGGAGACCGAGUGAAAAACAACAAACAAACAAACCCAGGACCCAGUGCAGCUGCAAUGGAGAAGAGAAUAGAAUUGGAGCGACGCGCACGCAAAGCAAAUCAGAUCACAGAGCUGAAUCUGGACAACUGCCGGAGUACAAGCAUCGUUGGCCUUACAGACGAAUACACCGCCUUGGAAUCGCUCAGCUUGAUAAAUGUGGGCCUCACCACCCUGAAAGGUUUCCCCAAGCUGCCCAACUUGAAGAAGCUGGAGCUGUCCGACAACAGGAUCUCGAGCGGCCUCAAUUAUCUGACCACCAGCCCCAAACUGCAAUAUCUGAACUUGUCCGGCAACAAGAUCAAGGAUCUGGAUGCCCUCAAGCCCCUGGAGGAGUUCAAGAAUCUGGCAGUGCUCGAUCUGUUUAAUAACGAUGCCACCCAGGUGGAGAAUUACCGAGAGAAGAUCUUUAAGAUGCUGCCGUCGUUAAACUUUCUCGACGGCUUUGAUUGCAACGACGAGGAGGCGCAAUCCGACGGCGAUGAUGAUGAUGAGGUCAAUGGCAACGAUUCCGAGGAGGAAGUUUCCGGCGAUGAUGAUGACGAGGAGGGUGACAGCGAUGAGAGCGAGGAGGAGGAUAAUGGCGAGGUGUCCUUAUCGGAGGUGUACAAUGACGAUCUGGAGGAGGAUAACUCCGAUUGGGAGGAGGGCGAAGGUGCCGAGGAUGAUGAAGAUGAGGAUUCCGAUAUUGAUGAGGCCGAUGGUGAGGCAAAUGAGUCCGCGGCAUCAGUAAAUGCCAAUGACAAGGAUGGCGAGAAGGCAGGCGACGAGUCGCAAGCCCGGGGCAAGAAGAGAAAGCACGAUGGUUAAAACUCUUGAUCUGUCGCUGUAUCGUCUUUGUACGUUAUAAAUUUAAAUAUAUACAACCCACAAAACACACAAAACAACACACACACACUCAACACACACAUCAUAUUUUGAUAGUAAAGGAGACCCACAACUUGUUUCUCUAAAAUGUAAGCUAAAGUGGAGUGAAAAUAAUACAAAAUCGACGAAUAACAAAACACAGAGAGAGAGAAGAAGUCGGAGCAAAAUGAACGUAAUAAUCAAACAAACAAAGCAAAAGAGCAGAAAAAAUGAUAAGUUUAAGCGACAACAACCAAGAGGAACCAACCAACCAAUUACUAUAUAGCCUCAUCCCGAAACCAGAGUUCCAGUUCCCCCGUUUGAGCCCCCCUUUCACAUCAGUUGUAAAGUUGCUUAGCCCUAGGUUUAUCAAGUAUAUACAUUUAUAAACUGUACAAUUUGUAACCCUCUUGCGUCUCUUGCUGUCAAAUUUUAAAGCAAAAACACUCUUUUAUUUUUUUUGUACAACUGCUGCUUUUGUCAGACGUUUUAUUCGAUUUACAAAUAUUACUGCUAAGAACUUUGAACUAACUCUUAAGUCAUUCCUUCUUUUCAAUACGGAUAUAAGUUGUAAGCAAAAUCUACGCAUAGAGCUCAAUUCAAAUCACGUUUUCAUUGUUACACCCACCCACCCACAAAUCUCUUAUUUCCGCUCUCGUAACCGUGUUCCAUAUUUCUCCAUACGGAAAUCGUUUUCCUUUAUGUAUUUUUAAGAAAUUUCUACCUUCACCGAAACCCAAAAAUUGUUUCCACUUUUUCAAAGGCAGUAGCAUGUUUUUAUUUUGGGACAUGAUUUUUCAUUAAAUAAACAAAGAAAAAAAAGUAAAAGGCCCCAAAACGUUAAUUUAGCGAGAUGAUGAAAUGUGUCUGUAAGAAACCCCCCAGCCCAUUGAAACUGAAAUACAUAAACUAAAUCAUUUUAAA